Contarinia nasturtii (swede midge) is the source of this 1254-nucleotide messenger RNA. Its product is annotated as prostatic acid phosphatase-like. Bases 1 to 1254 code for a protein of 417 amino acids. Gene Ontology annotation, molecular function: phosphatase activity. The transcript has 6 exons. Gene Ontology annotation, biological process: dephosphorylation. The record is from RefSeq and is a predicted model, not a curated record. Lineage: Eukaryota; Metazoa; Arthropoda; Insecta; Diptera; Cecidomyiidae.
AUGUUUUGGCCGGAUCUUGCAAGCAGUCAUUAUGCGAAAAAAACAUUGGAUUGGCUCACUGAGCAAAAUAUACCAUUUGUACCGAAAAAAGACAACCCACCAGACAUUCCACAGGCACGUUUAAUCGAAGAUUUCUGGUCAGUUCUCAAACGUAAAGUGUACGAGAAGGGCUGGGAAGCUCAAAACGAGCAACAAUUGAUAGGACGAAUCAAGCAAAAGUUGGAGAAAGUCGACAUAUUGGUCGUCCAGAGCAUAAUUUUGAAGGUUCGACACGUACUGAGACAAAUCGAAGACAAUGGCUCAUUAAGUGUAAAAGUGUACCCAAGCGAUCCCAAUUCGGAUGAAAUUUUUUGGACAGAAGGUUAUGGACAAUUGACAAAAGAAGGAAAAAAUCAGUUAUAUGAAUUGGGCCAGUACCUUCGUCGCAGAUAUAGAAAAUUGCUUGGUGACAAAUACUCCCCAAACAAAGUAUAUUGUCGAUCCACCGAUACUGACCGCACUUUAAUGUCGGCUCAGGCAACUUUAGCCAGUUUAUUUCCGCCAGACGCUGGUGAAAUAUGGAAUGAAGAUAUUCUAUGGCAACCAAUUCCAGUUCACACAGUGCCAGGCAAAUACGAUUUUAUAAUACACCAUGCCGCGUCAUGUUCAAAAUAUCAAGCCAAACUUAAAAAUUACAUGAAUACAUCUCCAGAAGUUCAACAAAUUUAUGCGAGAUAUGCACAUCAGUUUUCGUAUUGGUCAAAAAUGAUUGGAAAGAAAAUUGAAACGAUUUUUGAUAUUUUCUUUUUGAGUUUGCCAUACUGGGCCGAAAAAGCUAUGGAAUCUAAUGGCAUAAUGGAAUAUAUAUCUCAAUUUUCACUUCAAAUCGAAGCAGCAACACCACAAUUGGCACGAUGCAAAUCCAGUUUUUUGAUCAAAGAAAUUCUUGAACAUUUUACGCAAAAAAUCAAUAAAACAUUGAAACCAGAUAGAGUGUUUUGGUUGUACUCGGCUCACGAUUUAAAUAUUGCACAUCUAUUGAAGAGUCUUGGUUUGUUUAAGUUGCAUUUUCCAUGUUAUGGUUCAAGCCUACAUUUUGAGCUAUACAAAACGAAUGAUAACGAGCAUUACUUCCAGCUUUUCUAUCGCCAAUCAAACGAAGAGAAACCACUACCACUCAGUAUACCAAAAUGUGGAGAAAUAUGCCAUAUAGAUCAAUUCUAUGCUGCGUAUCGUGCAAUAAUUCCAUCCGAUUUUGAAAAGGAAUGUAGUUGA